Messenger RNA from Triticum aestivum (bread wheat), 2125 nucleotides. Its product is annotated as protein CDC73 homolog. Lineage: Eukaryota; Viridiplantae; Streptophyta; Magnoliopsida; Poales; Poaceae. Gene Ontology annotation, cellular component: Cdc73/Paf1 complex. Gene Ontology annotation, biological process: positive regulation of transcription elongation by RNA polymerase II; transcription elongation by RNA polymerase II. The record is from RefSeq and is a predicted model, not a curated record. Gene Ontology annotation, molecular function: RNA polymerase II complex binding.
UUAUUGGGUUCUUUGUACGCUUUGAAGAUGAUAGUGUCGAUUCAGCAAAAGUGGUCAAACAGUGGAAUGUCAAAAUCAUAUCUAUAAGCAAGAAUAAAAGGCAUCAAGACAGACCGGCUGCUCUGGAGGUGUGGGAUCGGCUGGAUGAAUUUGUGCGGGCCGUACGUGUCUCUCUGGCUUAAUGACGCGGUGCUGCUGCUGCUACAAGGCGCUACCAAAAUUUUAAAUUAAGAAUUUGUUGGUGGUGAUUCAUUUUAAUUUUAUUGGCACGUUGCAUCUUUCAACAAGCUAAUGUUUGGUAUGACAAAACUACAGGGAACGGCACAUCCUCAUAUUACAAAGAUAGAAUCUAUAAGGUUUUACUCUUUUGUCCAUUCUGAUUAUGUUUUCUUGAAGCAAGACUUAAUUACUCCAUGGUCCAUACAGUGAUAGUUCAUACACAGCCUAACAGUAUUUCCUUGACAUUUUGUUUUCUUUCAUUUUCAACUCCCAGUUGUUUAUACAGAAUUAUAGAUAUAAUAGUAGAAGUCGUCAGUGACAACUUCCUGCUGCACCUGCUUCUUACCACGGGCACAUGCAUGCAAAGGUUCUGUCAAAAGCCAUCUACGCAUGUGUUUUUCCACUCCAUAUCACCGAAAAGCAACGGUAUCUUUCUGGUGCCACCACCAACAGGUAUUGUUAGUUCUGUUGCCUCCAAUCUUAGUAGUAGUCGUCUCUCUGCAUCUCAGUCAAAUUGUACACUUUCAACUUUCUCAAGCAUUCGGCCAAAGUGGAGAUGAAUAUAUCAACUAGCAUAAUUGCUUGCUUUCAUACAGCAAGGUAUGAACAUAGCUAUGCAUGUUGCUGGUCUCCUUGGAAAUUUCUUAUUUAUCUUUCCUAAGGUGUUGAUUAGAUUUAUUUUUUUGUCUGAAAAAUCAUAAAGGAAAGAAACAAAUAAAUCUCUACAAGUUGUUGUCGCUCAUACUUGUGAACUAUUUUUAGCAGUAGUAUAAAAAUAUCAUUUGUUAUCACUAAUGGGAUAAGUAGAAUUUGGUUAUCUAAUAGGAGUUAUAUUUAUUUUUAUUUAUCUUUCCUAAGGUGUUGAUUUGAUUAAAAAUCUGAUUCAUCAUAAAGGAAAGACUCUGGGUUGUUAUCGCUCAUUUUGUGAACUAUUUUAGCGGUAGUCUAAAAAUACCAUCUGUGGUCACUAAUGAGAUCAAGGGAAUUUGGUUAUCUAAUAGUUGUAUUUAUUUUAUUCCAAACUCGCACGCUAGAAUUAGUAGCUUCAUUUGUUUCCGUUUGUGCACCUGCCAGCAAUAAUAUUUUUUAAGCAAUAUUAAAGAGCUGGUCCAUUGCUGAAAACUAAUUUCAUUUUCUCACCGUGUAUGCAAUUUUGCACUAUUUAUUUAAUGAAAACUUCAAUCCUGUCUUGCAUCAAUCUUCAUCUUGCAAAAUUAAAUCACCUCUCCAAUAUCUGCCUCUAACAAAUACUCAUGUUUAUCAAAUCAUCUUUAGUAUUCAUGUAUAUGAGAACCAUCUUCAGUGCUAUAUGGCAAUAUGACUAAUCUUCAAAGUACAUAUACUGCAAAUCCCGUCUUUUUUAGUGCGUGUACUUAACUGCAAUGCCAAUUUGUUGUGAACAUCCCAAAAUAGACAGUGUUACAUUAGUAAAGAAAAACAACUUUCUUAUGGUUACUGAAACCAAUCCGUUUAAUAUUUAGAAGCUCACGCAACAUGUCCCGCAGCAACGCGCGGGGUAUCCAUCUAGUAUAUACAUGGAUGUGCGUACAUGGCCAGGACUUAUGUACGUGUCCGACCUGCCCUCUUUUACUUUUUCUUAGCAUGAGGUCUGGACAACUGCUUAUGUGUGUACGUGAUCAUGACUCUUUUUGACGGGCUAUUUCUAAUUCUUUCUAUUUUUUUAAGGGAAUAUUUCUAAUUCUUUAUAUGUCCCAUUUUGUAGAUUUGCUUCAGAUCACGGAAGCUUGGGUUGAUGGAGUGCUUGUCUUUAGUUUUUGUUUUGACUUUGUGAAACUUGCUACCUAUGAUGAAACUGUGUAAUAUUGAUGAAACUAUGUAUAUGUAUGGAUGAAAUUUGCUACUAUUGGUAAACUAUUGGUAACAUGUGUUGUAUAUGUGUUCGAUA